AUGCCACCCCCCGCGGACCCGGGAGCCCCCGGGGAAGAGGGGAAGGAGGUGGAGCUCCGCCCCGGCACCCCGGAGGAGACGGAGGCGUACGAGCUGGGGCUGAAGCAGCACUCCUUUAACGAGUGGGCCAGCAGCAAGAUAUCCGUCCACCGCAGUCUGCUGGACCUCAGACAUGAGCUGUGUAUCGAGAAGAAGUACUACCGGCCCCUUCCACAAACCUCGGUCAUCAUCAUUUUCUACAACGAAGCGUGGUCCACCCUGCUGCGCACUGUACACAGCGUGUUAGAGAGGACCCCUAGCGAGCUGCUGCGGGAAGUCAUUCUGGUGGACGACUGCAGCGAUUUCGACCACCUGCAGGCUCCGCUGGAUGAGUACGUGUCCCACCUGCCCGAGGUCCGGGUCAUCCGCAGUCCCACCCGGCAGGGCCUCAUCAGGGCCAGGCUGCUGGGCGUCAAACAUGCCCGGGGGGAGGUCCUGGCGUUUCUAGACUCGCACUGUGAGUGUAUGGAGGGGUGGUUGGAGCCCCUACUGGAGCGUAUCGCCCUGAACCACACCACCGUCCCCUGGCCUGUCAUAGACAUGAUCCGGUGGGACAACUUCGCCUACCUGUUCCAUGGGGUGAAGGGAACACUGAUGGUCGGCGGAGUGGACCUGGUAGACCUGAAGUUUGAUUGGCACAUAGUCCGGCAAAUAGAACUCAACAAGAGGAAGUCUAUCAUCGACCCUAUCAAGUCACCUACCAUGCCUGGCGGUGUGUUCGCCAUCGAUAAGAAAUAUUUCGAACAUCUGGGAGCGUACGACGACGGGAUGGAGAUCUGGGGAGGGGAAAACAUCGAGAUUUCCUUCCGGAUCUGGCAAUGCGGCGGUACCAUCGAGUUGGUGCCCUGUGCUCACGUGGGUCACGUGUUCCGAGUGACGUCACCGUAUCACGCCUCUGUGGACAAGUGGACGAGAAACAACAAGCGGAUGGCGGAGGUCUGGAUGGACGACUACAAGAGCGUCGUCUACAGGAGGCACCCGGAGUACCUGAAGAUUGAUGCAGGAGAUCUGACGUCGCGGAAGAUCCUCCGCAAGGCGCUUCACUGUCGUGACUUCAGCUGGUACCUGCAGAACGUCUACUCUAACGUGUACGUGCCAGAUUUACGGCCGGUCGCACAUGGACAGAUCCAGAAUAAGGAGAACCACAGGUGUCUGGACGCCACUUCAGAUCCCAAAGAACCGCCAAGGCUGGUAGACUGCCAUGGACACGGAGGGAGCCAGUACUGGGAGUUGACCAGGGCCGGGGAGGUUCGUUUGGGGGUGGAGGGGAAACUGUGCCUUCAGACGGCUGUAAUUAAAAAGGUUCCUUCCACUGACAUCAUCACCAAGACAUGCGCACACAGGUUCGCCAAUGACCAACCUUCCAAGCAAGAGAGAUGGGUGCUACAGAACAGCACCGUGCUGUACCACCCGAUGACUGACCGGUGUUUGGAAGAGACGGAGUCUGGUCUGGUCGUGGCGCCGUGCGAGGAUGUGAACAGACAGAGAUGGUUGCUACAGAAUCUAGACUUAUCGUAG
This is a messenger RNA of Branchiostoma belcheri (Belcher's lancelet), 1557 nucleotides long. Its product is annotated as polypeptide N-acetylgalactosaminyltransferase 6-like. The record is from RefSeq and is a predicted model, not a curated record. Bases 1 to 1557 code for a protein of 518 amino acids. The transcript is spliced from 11 exons. Lineage: Eukaryota; Metazoa; Chordata; Leptocardii; Amphioxiformes; Branchiostomatidae. Gene Ontology annotation, cellular component: Golgi apparatus.